UGCAUUUGUGUGAUGUACAAGAAUGAUGGAUAUUUCUUAUGAAUUUCUCAGUCAUUUGAGUUUCUUCUAUUAUGAAUGUUAUGCUUAGAUAUGUAGCACAUUUUAAUUAUUUUUCUUGAUAUAUAGUGUUUUCAUUUUUCAAAUAUAUUUUUAUAUUAGCCUGUUGGGCCCUACCUUGGAGUGUUUCCCUUCCCCCUCGCUGUGCCUUUCAGCCAAAAGUUGUUUACCCUCUUGGCAGCUGCUCUCUGCCCCUGAUUUGGAGCCAGGACCUUCCAUGACACCCAUUCCUCUUGCUGAGCCUUUCAGCUUAUUGUUGUUAAGAAGUUGUUUACGCCCCUGUGUUGGGGCCAGGACUUGUCACAAUGCAGAUUUCUCCUGUUUUCCUAUUUUCCUGGUUGGGGAUUUUCACCUGCUUUAUUGUUUUUCCACAGCUUUUGCCUCUGGUAUAUAAGGAGAUCUCAGUAAAGCCCGGACAGCAUUCUUUUAACACGAAUGACCCCAGUGUGUGUUUCUUCUUAACUCUUAUAGGCCUAUGCCUGGUUCUCAGUGUCCUGAUGACACAGGCAUCAUCAAAUGGAGGUCCCACGAAGAUUGGGAAAGAGAGGACAACCUGACGAGAUGGUCCCAGGAAGCCGGCCAGUGAAGGAGGGACGUAUUGGGGAAAAUGGGCCAGGAAAGGUCCCAGUGAACAGGAUACAGAAGCACCGUGGGAAUUGAAAGCACAUGCAAAGAAAAAUAAAGAUUUGGGGAGGUGGUGAAUAAACCUUGUAAAAAGGGACAAGGUAAUAAUGGUAAAAUGUUUUUUUUGUGUGUGUUCUUUUAGAGUUAUGCUACAAUCUAGAGAAGCAAAGUCAAUUCUCAUAGAUGCUUUUAGUCUUUGGACCCUGAUUAGAGACAGUUUACACCCUACAUAAGAAUGAAAAUGCUUUGAGAAAAGCAUUCCUCCCAGACGCUCCACAGAUGCUUUGGCAAAAGAAGGAAAAUGAGAUUAAGCUUUUUAAGAGCUCUCCUAGGGACAUCCUGCCGCCUUGCUGGUUCCUAUUGGAGAAGUGCUUAUUUCUGGUUCUGUGUCCUUCAAGUAGGGUAUCUGGGUCCUUUUAGUGGGACACCAUCUAGCUCCUUCCCUCUAUGUCUAUUGUCUGUCCUUGGUGUACCAAGCUGUCCAUGGAUGUCAAUUUAUGUCUGGGUUUUGCUUCUCGUUGCUUGAAUGUUUUAUGUUUCAUGUUUAAAAGGAAAAAUGGUGAAAACUUUAAAUGCUGGUUGAUUCCCACCUUGAUUUAGUUUUAAGUCCUUUCCAGAAAGGAACAAAUAAACAAAAACAGUUUCAAUUGACCUUUGGAGCCCUGCAUCCUAGAUAACUGGUUAUCUCUGGUGUUAACUGUCAUGUGUGUCUCUGACUGGAUCCGGCCUCAAAAGAGGAAUGUAGCUAGGAGCCUAGGUCUGUCCACUGGGGAAGCUCCCCAGGGGGCUGGCUAAAUGUCUACACUAGCUGAUCUUAAAGGUGCCAGCAGCUUCAAAGCUUCUAUGGUAAGGGAGCUGAUGUCUGAUUCUCUUAGAGAAAUCUGUGACUGUGAUUAUUGGAAUCAACAGGUAACAAGGUGCUUCUUUUAAAAUGACACCUAAAAAAGUGAAAAUGGUGUUUGAUCUAAAUGCUAAAGAUAUGUGUACUCACUUCAUUUUUUUGUUUUAAAUGUAUAAUACGCUUUACAUGUCUUGGCUAUAGGUGAUUGGCUUUUAAGUUAUUGGUUAUGGUUGAAAAUUUGUAACAUUGGUAAUAGAAAGUUGGCUUAAAAAAGGAGUCAUUCUAGACAACACGUGGCAUGAGCCAACCCAGGGAAACAGGUCUAGAUUGGGAUAAUAUUUUAAUAUAUUUCUUAUCAUGGAAACUGGACUAAUAAAAGAAUUUAGGGCAAUGUCUCUUUGCUGAGAUAUUAGAGCCUGCACCAUCGUUCCUUCAUAUGCAAGGCUUGGCCGCCAUACUUUAUAGCAUGAGGAUAGGACUUGGUGUUUUGGAGAGACUGGAUUUUGGAGGAUAGAUAGUUUGGUGGAGGGUGAGUUUUGCUUUCCAAAGUUAUGGCUGUGCUCUGGGGUUAGGAGGGAAACUUGAAGAUUGUGGCUAAUGAUUGCCAGUGUUACAUUGACUACAGUUUACAGUCUGAUCCCAGACAGACUCGGGAUUCUAACUCGUACAUAUUUGUGCUUAAGAAAAAGUCAAACAGGUGGAGACUGUGACAAGGGUUGAUGAGGCUAUGGAACAUAUAAGAGCAUUACAGCCCGGUUGCUUACUCCAACUGCUAUUUCAAGAAAUACAUAUAGAAUGAUUAUAGGUUUAAGAGAUUGUUUUUAUGCUGUUUCUUGCACUCUUGGGUUGUUGUGAAAUAGUUCAUUUCUUGUGUUUCCUUGGGUUUUGUUUGACUUGACCAUACAUUUGUAUGUCUUUUUGAAAGAAAACUGUAUUUAUUUUGGUGAAUUGUUCUUUGGAUGACUUUUGUCUGUGGUUCCUCUGAAUGCAGUUCCAACGGUGGCCAGAGGAGGGCACCAGAUACCGAGUUACAAAUGAUGGUUAAGCACCCUGUAGGUCCUCUGAGUGAAGCCAGCAGGUUGCCCAGGUGUGCACCAUGAUGUGCUACAGCUUCUCUGCUUCCUCCUGCUCUUCCUUGGCCAGCAGCACCUCUGCAUUCUGCCCCUCCAUGGCUCUUGCUUAGGUCUCAGUUCCCUCACUUUUGGAGAUUUUAACUUUUAAGAAGGGACAGAAAGAUUACAAUUUGAUGUUUGCCCUAUACCUGAGAACCUAUGUUGCCAGGAAAGGGGAGAUUCCAUUGCACAAAAUGGGAUGGUAAGACAGAGAUUUCAGGAAAGAACAUGGGUGAAUAUAUUGAAACCAUGACACCUCUCAAGGCACAGUCCAUGAAACAAUGUACUCCAGCUUGCAUACAUUUAAAGGUGUAGGAAAAAAAUAUUGGCAUCUAGGGAACAGUAAAAAUUGUGGAUAUUGGAUUAUAUGUCACAUGCAUGGACCCUGGGUUUAUACAUUUCAGGAAGAAGAAUAUCCCUCAUCCACGGUCUUUAGGUCUUUGGCUGUUAACAAAGAUGUUCUAUCCAUUUCAAGGCCUGAUACAACUCUCCCUCUCCUCAGCAACUGAGUUGUAAUGAAGCAGUGAGAACUCUGAAGCUCUGGAAGGACAGUGAGCGAAUGGGUGUUCCUGGCUCAAAAGUGAGUCUCUGGAAAAGCCACUGCAGAACCUGGUCAGUCUGGUUGGAGGUAGUUAGCAAGUAAGCUAUGGCAUUUCCCAGUGACAUCACCGGUAGUGUCUUCCCUGGAAAUUCUCUUGUAUCCAGGAAACACUAGAAUGUUCUGUGAUGUCAGCAGUGUUGUGGUGACACCAACUGCCUGAGCGAUUUCCCUUCAUUUCCUAAUGGGUUCCCGAGGAGGCAUGUUCUCCAGGAUCCUCAGUCUCUUUCGGAGGGACAAUCAUAUCCAUGUAGACACCAGACCAAGGCAGAGGGAGGCCAGCCCUCCAUCACGUUGGAGAAGAAGACGAAUGGAAAGGUCCUGGAGGAGGUCACAGUCUGAUCAGAAGGCAUCAUCCCAAGCCUCCAUGACACCUGUUGAAGAGGAGAGAAUGAAGCGUCUGGAGAACCUCAAAAUUGCUCUCCACAAGAUGCAAAAGGAGAGAGAUGAACUCAGGAGAAUCCUGGCUGAUUACCCGGGAAAGAAUUUAAAUGACAGGAACAACUUUGAGUCCGAGAUGCUCACGAUGCAGCACGAGGAAGUGAUGACUGACAUGAAGAAAAUGAGCGAGCAGGUCAAUAGAGCUUUGGUCAAAUGUACACACCUCACACUGGAAAAUGACUGGUACUGCCGCAGCUUCUGCCCCCUCCUAACUGAGUUGUUUGAGCUGAAGAACAAUGCCCAGAGAGCACGGCAUGAGAACAGGGAGCUUCUAUGGGAACAGAUUGCACUGGAAGAGUCCAUUAAGGAAACAACAAGGUUCUGUGGGGAAGCCAGUAUGAAAAUCCACGUAACAAGCAGCCUCAGGUCUGAACACUGCAGCAGAAGCUUUCCCAGGGCCCAGACCAGGACUACAGCUCUCAGAGACAGGACUGUCCACCAGGAGCACUGAGGGUUCAAAGAUUGACACCACCUCCCGCAUCUCAGUCCUUGUAACCAUAGCAAUCCUGGGCUGAAUUUGAAAGACCUUGAGAUGUGGACUGGAACAUGCCUCACGUUUAACCUUUUGACGACUUGUCCACCAACAAUCAACUACACCGAAUGAGGCGUCUACAUUCCUCUUGAAGAGAUUUUUACCAUCUUACCUGCCGUUCUGCUGUGUUUGCAAGGCCAGCAACAGGCUGGAGUUAUAUGUUGAAAAAUCAUCAGGAAUUGAAUGCUGACUAAUUUACUUGUUAUAUUUAGUUUUUAGUUUGAAAUUUGGUUGUUUUAUGCAUUUGGUUUUAUUUGUUUACAUUUGAAGUUUUGUUCUUUAUUUGUUAACAUUAGUUUUUUAAUUAAUAUGCUAUAUUCUUAAGGCUAUAUACAUUGAACUCAUUGACUCCCCACUUUAAAAUGUUCUUGAAUAAAUUAAUGUUUGUCUAUAAAUAAAAAUGUGACCUUUAAUCCCUCACUCA
Messenger RNA from Rattus norvegicus (Norway rat), 4629 nucleotides. Its product is annotated as disks large homolog 5-like. Lineage: Eukaryota; Metazoa; Chordata; Mammalia; Rodentia; Muridae. The record is from RefSeq and is a predicted model, not a curated record.